Penicillium nucicola is the source of this 1320-nucleotide messenger RNA. Its product is annotated as putative sulfate/molybdate transporter. Gene Ontology annotation, molecular function: molybdate ion transmembrane transporter activity. The transcript has a single exon. The record is from RefSeq and is a predicted model, not a curated record. NCBI's taxonomy places the organism in Eukaryota, Fungi, Ascomycota, Eurotiomycetes, Eurotiales, Aspergillaceae. Bases 1 to 1320 code for a protein of 439 amino acids. Gene Ontology annotation, biological process: molybdate ion transport.
AUGGCGGUGCAAUCCCUACGAGAGAUCAAUGCAUACAACCUACGCACCUUUAAACAUCAUUAUGUGUCCGAGAUCUCAGGCUCGCUCGGCGACCUGGGUACGUUCUUACCCAUCGCCAUCGCCCUAGCGGCGAACGGCACCAUCUCUCUCGCCAGCACACUGGUCUUCUCAGGCAUCUUCAAUAUUCUCACCGGCCUAUUCUUUGGAAUCCCACUGCCCGUUCAGCCCAUGAAAGCCAUCGCCGCCGUGGCGAUCGCGCUCCAUUUCCCGAACGGUGCGAUCGCAGCAGCCGGUAUCUUCGUUGGCGCCUGUAUCUUCGUCUUCAGCAUAACAGGCAUUUUACAAUGGUUCGCCGAUGUCAUUCCCAUCCCUGUCGUGAAAGGUAUUCAGGUUGGCGCCGGGCUGUCUCUGAUCAUUGCCGCCUGCGGUAACAUGCUCCACCCGUUAGGGUGGAUCGGUCCCUCGUGGGCAGACAACCGUCUAUGGGCGAUCGCGGUUUUUGUGGCGCUGGUUACGACAAAUGUCUUCCGCCGAGUUCCCUUCGCGCUGGCUGUAUUCAUCCUUGGUCUGGUGUUUGCUAUUAUUCGUACCGCGCAGGCGGGACAUCUGCCCGGCUUCGAGAUCUGGCAUCCUUCCGGUAUGAGACCAACCCAGUGGGAAUGGGCUACCGGCUCUUUGAAUGCCGGUGUUGGUCAAAUUCCAUUGACGACGUUGAACUCCAUUGUGGCGGUUGUUCAUCUCGCUCAUGACUUGCUGCCGAACGUGCGCACUCCAUCUAUCACCCAUGUUGGGCUUAGUGUUGCCGGUAUGAAUCUCCUGGGCUGUUGGUUCGGUGCGAUGCCCGUGUGCCACGGGUCUGGUGGACUGGCGGCGCAGUAUCGGUUCGGUGCACGUUCCGGUGCUAGCGUCAUAUUCCUUGGUGUGCUGAAGCUCAUUAUUGGUUUCCUAUUUGGUGAGACGCUGGUUGACCUUCUGAGACGAUUCCCUGCGGCCUUCCUUGGUGUCAUGGUCAUUGCUGCUGGCGUGGAGUUGCUUAGUGUAGGAGAAAGUCUGAACACUACCGGUGCCCGAGAUCUCAACCAAGCUGGGCAUGGUCUUUUGGGAGGUGCUGAGCAGCAUCUGGGUCCCAUUCUCACAGAUGAGGAGCGAAAUCGUCGCUGGACUAUCAUGAUGGUCACAGUAGGCAUGUUGGUCGGAUUCAAGAAUGAUGCAAUUGGGUUUAUUGCUGGAAUCCUUUGCCACUGUGCCUAUGAGCUUCCUGGGUGGUGGGAAAGGAUACGAAGCCGCUGGUCUGAAGGCAGCCUACGCCUGCGCGACUAA